This is a messenger RNA of Lachancea mirantina, 1134 nucleotides long. NCBI's taxonomy places the organism in Eukaryota, Fungi, Ascomycota, Saccharomycetes, Saccharomycetales, Saccharomycetaceae. The record is from the annotation of a GenBank genome assembly.
AUGCUGGCCUCCCUUACCAGAAACAGCACAGCGCUCCGCGGCUACGCCGGCGGCUACGCCGGCGCCCUGCGCCGGCUAGCCACCGCCGCGCACAUCCCAACCACCCAGAAGGGCGUGAUCUUCUACGAGCACGGCGGCCCGCUCACCUACAAGGACCUGCCCGUGCCCAAACCCAAACCCAACGAGCUUCUCAUCAACGUCAAGUACUCCGGUGUCUGUCACACCGACUUGCACGCCUGGAAGGGCGACUGGCCCUUGCCCGUCAAGCUUCCUUUGGUCGGCGGCCACGAAGGCGCCGGAGUCGUUGUCGCCAUGGGCGACAACGUCAAGGGCUGGAGCCUCGGCGAUCUCGCCGGCAUAAAAUGGCUCAACGGCUCGUGCAUGUCCUGCGAGCUGUGCGAAGUCGGCCACGAGCCCAGCUGCGAACACGCGGACCUGUCUGGGUACACGCACGACGGAUCUUUCCAGCAGUAUGCAACUGCAGACGCAGUGCAGGCGGCUCGCAUCCCUGCAGGCACGGACCUCGCCGAGGCCGCGCCGAUCCUGUGCGCCGGCGUUACCGCGUACAAGGCGCUUAAGUCCGCCGCGCUCAUGCCGGGCCAAUGGGUGUGCAUCUCCGGUGCCUGCGGCGGGCUCGGCUCGCUCGCGGUGCAGUACGCGCGCGCCAUGGGGCUACGGGUGAUCGGCAUAGACGGCGGCGAGGGCAAGGAGGAGCUGUUCCACAAGCUGGGCGGCGAGACGUUUAUCGACUUUCGGAGUUGCGGCGACAUUGUGGCAGCCGUACAAGACGCUACGCGCGGUGGUCCGCACGGAGUCGUCAACGUCUCCGUCUCGGAGUCGGCUAUCCAGCUGUCGACGCAGUAUGUACGGGCGACAGGCACGGUGGUGCUGGUUGGCAUGCCUGCGAACGCGUACGUGCGGUCGGAGGUGUUCUCGCAUGUGGUCAAGUCGAUCAACAUCCGCGGGUCGUACGUGGGCAACCGCGCAGACACGCGGGAGGCGCUGGACUUUUUCGGGCGCGGGCUCGUCAAGGCGCCGAUCAAGGUGGUCGGGCUGUCGGAGUUGCCCGAGGUGUACGAGCUGAUGAACGCGGGCGAGAUCCUGGGGCGGUACGUGGUGGACACGGCGCGGUGA